UGUCUUUCUGUAGGUCUCCUGGUGGGGACCCUGGACGUGGUCCUGGACUCCAGUGCACGGGUCGCUCCGUACCGGAUCCUGCUGCAGACGGCUGACUCGCAGGUCUUCUGGAGCGUGGCGUGCGGCUCGUCCAGGAAGGAGAUCACGGAGCACUGGGACUGGCUGGAGUCCAACCUGCUCCAGACCGUCUCCAUCUUCGACAACGACGAGGACGUCACCACCUUCGUCAAAGGGAAGAUCUUGGGCAUCAUUGCGGAGGAGAAGCGUCUGCAGCAGGGCGAGGAGCCCGAGGAGGACUGUGGGAAGUUCCGGGAGGCGGAGCUGAAGAUGCGGCGUCUGUUCCUGAUGCCUGAAGAAGAGAAGCUGGUCAACUAUUACUCCUGCAGCUUCUGGAAGGGACGCGUCCCUCGGCAGGGCUGGCUCUACCUGUCCAUCAACCACCUGUGCUUCUACUCCUUCCUGCUGGGCAAGGAAGUGUCCCUGGUGGUGCAGUGGAGCGAGGUGACCCGUCUGGAGAAGAACUCCACGCUGGUGUUCCCGGAGAGCGUGCGAGUGAGCACGCGUCACGCCGAGUUCUUCUUCUCCAUGUUCAUCAACAUCAACGACACGUUCCGCCAGGAGCAGCUCGCCUCCAUCGCCAUGCGCCAGCUGCUCGACAACGAGGCGUUCGCCGCCGACCGCUCGCUGCCCAAAGCCUGCCGGGCGCUGAGGAACGUGUCCACGCUCAAGAGGGACCUGGACGCGCGGGCGAAGAACGAGCGGUACCGGGCGAUGUUCCGCCUGACGCAGGACGAGCGUCUGGACGGACACACGGACUGCACGCUGUGGACGCCGUUCGCCAAGACGCACGUGGUCGGUCAGCUGUUCAUCUCCAACAACUACGUCUGCUUCAGCAGCCGCGAGGAGGAGCUGUGUCAGCUGAUCAUCCCCCUCAGAGAGGUGUCCAUCGUGGAGAAGGCGGACAGCAGCAGCGUCCUGCCGUGUCCCGUCUCCAUCAGCACCAAGAACAAGAUGAACUUCCUGUUCGCCAACCUCCGGGACCGGGACUUCCUGGUCCAGCGCAUCUCUGACUUCCUGCAGCGAACCCCCGACGGUUGCUGGGGCGACAGCAGCCCCCUCGCUCUGAUUGGUCACUCGGUGAGCGUCUGA
Messenger RNA from Etheostoma spectabile (orangethroat darter), 1149 nucleotides. RefSeq names its product TBC1 domain family member 9B-like. The record is from RefSeq and is a predicted model, not a curated record. NCBI's taxonomy places the organism in Eukaryota, Metazoa, Chordata, Actinopteri, Perciformes, Percidae.